UUUCAUUGUUAUUGUUCUGUGUUCGUUUCCUCAUAUGUUUUUUGCGGUGGCCCUCAACAGAGGGAGGCCCUGGAGGCCUGGCAGAAAGGCCGGUAUGUUUCAUCUGAACAAACAAAAAGCUUUCGGGGAGACUCCUUCAAAACGAAGCAUUUGAAGGCCCUCCAAAAGUUUAGCGAUGGGAACUCGAAGCUUCCUGGAAAAGAAGGUCUUGUGAAAGCUGCAGUCGCGCACUCCAAAUUUCGUCGGUCGCCCGACUCCCGCAAAGACCUGGCAGAGGACGAGUCGAAUGGCAACGCGAUUGACGAAGAGUUGGGAGAAGACUCAGGAAUUGAAAAUUUGGAUAAACCAGAAGCCGAAAUUUCGACAGAAGAAGUCGAAAGCACUCCUGAUGAAGGAACCGAUUCCUCAGGCGUAGCAACUUCUGCCGGUGAAAGUAUUUCGUUGGGAACCACGGUUCCUGAUGCGAACGUCCCUCUGCCUAACUCUGAAGCAAAUACUGCGGAAUCCAGUGCGGUUCUUGCCACAGCUGUUGCAGGCGCAGAACCAGAAUCUCCUCCUUCUGUAGUUUAUGCAGAGAACGAGAGCGCUGAUGUGAUUGGAGGCGAGACUCCAAUCUUACUUGUCACGCUGUCGCCUGAGACACACUCGGCAUCACCAGAAGACUCCGCUGAAAUCAUCAGCCAUCCUUCCGGUGACUCAGAUGAGUCACACUCAGAUUUCCUGUCCAUCGUUACUCUCCCUCCUGAUGAAUCUUCAGAAGAUGAUCUUAAUGUCCUAGAAAUUCCGGAAAUCGUUGACAACUCAAUAAGUUCCGAAGUUGCGGGCGAACCUGCUGGAGGUGACGAAGAGGUAGUCCCCACGACUGUGACGCCCAACUUGCCGAGAGGGCCUUGGCCCUGGGAUCUCCCUACUGAAGGAGGGGAACAGUGCGGUCAGGCGCGCUUUGGACCAGAGGCAAGGGGCAGCAGGCGCCGAAGGACGCUGAAAAUUCUGCAGGGCAAGGAAGCUUUGCCAGGCGCCUUCCCUUGGCAAGUGGCAAUCCUUGAUCAUGACAGGGACCUGUUAUGCGGUGGGACCCUGAUCGCCCCCCGCUGGGUGAUGACGGCAGCUCACUGCGUCAGGAAGAAGCUACACGUGAGGCUGUCCGAGCAUCAUAUUAGAAGCAAGGAUGGCUACGAGGUCGAGAUGAAGGUGCGUCGCAUUUUCCGACACCCAGAGUACAACUCGUCGAGCAUCGACAACGACAUCGCGCUGCUGAGGUUGCCCGCGCUCCCCCCAAUUCCUGACGGGGAAUCUGGCAGAGCUUCCCCAGGCAUCACGUCACGGGCCUGUCUCCCCGCUAAUGGGACAGAUUUUCCCCCCGUGGGCACACGGUGUAUGGUCAUGGGCUGGGGAAAAGAGUCAGUUUCCCACUCUUUUGGGAGUGACAUUCUUAUGUACACGAGGCUCCCUAUCAUCUCUCGCAAGGCGUGUCAGCGAGCUAACCGCAAGACCAUCACGGAGAACAUGUUCUGCGCCGGCCACUACAAGGGAGGCUCUGAUACCUGCUCAGGAGACUCCGGGGGCCCUCUGCUGUGCGCCUACGGAGACAAGCCCGGGGAAGAGACCUGGACCGCUUACGGCGUCACUUCGUUCGGCGACGGCUGCGGCGUGGCCGGCAAGAUGGGCGUCUAUGCUAAAGUGAACAACUACCUGGACUGGAUGGCUGGCAUCAUGAGCCGAUACUUGUAGACUUGUUGGCAUCAGCUGCAUGACAUCAUGAGCCGAUACUUGUAGACUUGUUGGCAUCAGCUGCAUGACAUCAUGAGCCGAUACUUGUAGACUUGUUUGCAUCAGCAUGAGCCGAUACUUGUAGACUUUUUGGCAUCAGCUACAUGACAUCAUGAGCCAAUACUUGUAGACUCGUGUGCAUCAGCUACAUAGCAUCAUGAGCCGAUACUUGUAGACUUGUUGGCAUCAGCUACAUAGCAUCAUGAGCCGAUACUUGUAGACUUGUUUGCAUCAGCUACAUGACAUUAUGAGCCGAUACUUGUAGACUUGUUUGCAUCAGCUACAUGACAUCAUGAGCCGAUACAUGUAGACUUGUUUGCGUCAGCUACAUGACAUCAUGAGCCGAUACUUGUAGACUUGUUUGCGUCAGCUACAUGACAUCAUGAGCCGAUACAUGUAGACUUGUUUGCGUCAGCUACAUGACAUCAUGAGCCGAUACAUGUAGACUUGUUUGCGUCAGCUACAUGACAUCAUGAGCCGAUACAUGUAGACUUGUUUGCGUCAGCUACAUGACAUCAUGAGCCGAUACAUGUAGACUUGUUUGCGUCAGCUACAUGACAUCAUGAGCCGAUACUUGUAGACUUGUUUGCGUCAGCUACAUGACAUCAUGAGCCGAUACAUGUAGACUUGUUUGCGUCAGCUACAUGACAUUAUGAGCCGAUACAUGUAGACUUGUUUGCGUCAGCUACAUGACAUUAUGAGCCGAUACUUGUAGACUUGGUUGCAGCAAACAAUGUCCAUGUGUGUGAUUCUUCUGGCACUUAUUUUGACUCUACAAUUAAUUUGAACUUAUAGAUUCAUUGAAAAUUACAGGUAAAUGAAGUACAUUAAUGUAUGAACUGUAAAAUCAGUUAUUUUGCUUCAACACGAUUAACCUGCGCCGACUUCUGAAAUUAGCAUUUAGGCUCCAUUCAUAUCAUGGUGAAUUACUGAUUCGGAACGUUAUUAAACAGCGUACAAAUUAAUAUAAUUCAUUUAUAGUUUUUUUAAUAAUCACUGACUGAAACAUGCCUAAAAAUAAUCAGAGCUUACGUCUUGGCUAAUAUACGUCAAAUUAUUCCUUCAGAACUAUUUUUGUGUUAGAUUGGAAUUUAGUCAUAUUUAAUUGUGCUACAAUCGUGCUAAACUUUUGUAAUUUUGGCCUAUGAUACCAAAAUAAGCAGUUCUGAAAAAUUGCAGAGGAACAGGGGAAACUGAAAUAAUAAAUAUACGUGAACAAACUUCUUUGAAAGAAUUUUAAACAGUUAUUCAUGACCUUCACUAUUUACGAUUUACAGUUCAACAUCAUUUAAUAACAUCUGUGUUUGUGGCUGAAUGUUUGUCCAUUAAACUAGCAGCAUGA
Molecule: messenger RNA, 3112 nt
Organism: Hyalella azteca
Lineage: Eukaryota; Metazoa; Arthropoda; Malacostraca; Amphipoda; Hyalellidae
Product: apolipoprotein(a)-like
Exons: 7
Biological process (GO): proteolysis
Molecular function (GO): serine-type endopeptidase activity
Source: RefSeq, a predicted model, not a curated record